Molecule: messenger RNA, 2900 nt
Organism: Hevea brasiliensis (rubber tree)
Lineage: Eukaryota; Viridiplantae; Streptophyta; Magnoliopsida; Malpighiales; Euphorbiaceae
Exons: 21
Coding region: 141-2444 (767 amino acids)
Biological process (GO): maturation of SSU-rRNA from tricistronic rRNA transcript (SSU-rRNA, 5.8S rRNA, LSU-rRNA); ribosome biogenesis; endonucleolytic cleavage of tricistronic rRNA transcript (SSU-rRNA, 5.8S rRNA, LSU-rRNA)
Cellular component (GO): preribosome, small subunit precursor; nucleus
Molecular function (GO): U3 snoRNA binding; GTPase activity; GTP binding
Source: RefSeq, a predicted model, not a curated record
CACUGGAAAACUUCUUUAAACCCUUGCCGCAACUUCGCUGCGGAAACACAGUAGGGUUUUGCAGGAGUGGAAAACUCGUCUUCCGAUGAGUUUCUAGGGUUUCACUAGCUAGCUGGUUGCAUAAGAUCGUCUCAGUAGCUAUGGGAGGAUCACGAGUUCAAGUCAAUAAAGCUCACAAGACCCGUUUCUCAUCGAAAUCGUCUCGUAACCUUCACAAAACAUCUCUGAAAGACAAGAGUAGGAUUGCGAAAUCGGAGCGCAAUGUCGCCAAGGGAGCUCGAGCUGUUCGAAUUCAGCGUAACAAGAUGUUGCGGGAGCAGAAACGGGCCGCGCUUUUGAAAGAGAAAAGGGCUUCUAGUGGAUCAUCAAGUCCUCCCCUUGUAAUAGUUCUGUUUGGCCUUUCUGCCUCCGUAAACCUAGAUUCACUUGCUGAAGAUCUUCUGAAAUUAUUAUCUCCUGAAGGCGGUGGAGCUGUGUCUUCAACAGUUGCAUCCUUUGAGUACAAAUUGAGAGCAACUGUAUUGAAAGCACCACAUGGGGAUUUGUUAUCUUGUAUGGAAAUGGCUAAGGUUGCUGAUCUGAUUGCUUUUGUGGCAUCAGCCAGUGAAGAAAGUGAUUCUGACUACAUUGAUUCAUUUGGAAGUCAAUGCUUGUCUGUGUUUAGGUCUCUUGGUUUGCCAAGCACUGUUGUCUUCAUUCGUGAUCUACCUAUUGAGCUGAAAAGAAGAAAUGACUCAAAGAAGAUGUGCACUUCCAGACUUGCUAGUGAAUUUCCCGAGGAUUGCAAGUUCUAUCCAGCAGAUACAAAAGAUGAGUUGCACAAGUUCUUGUGGCUAUUUAAGGAGCAAAGGCUAACAUUGCCUCACUGGAGAAAUCAACGGCCUUACCUCAUGUCCCAAAAGGUUGAUAUGGUAGCAGAUGAUGUGAAUUCAGUAAAAUGUACCCUUAUCCUCACUGGUUAUGUUCAUGGCCGGAGCCUCUCAGUGAAUCAGCUGGUUCACGUUUCUGGUGCGGGGGAUUUUCAACUGCAUAAGAUAGAAAUUUUAAAGGAUCCAUUUCCUUUGAAUCCAAGAAAAGAACCAGAUGCAAUGGAUUCGGAUGAUUUGCUUGAUGUGGAGGUUGUUCGUUCUGUGCAUCCUGAUUCUUUGACUCAGGAGCCCUUGCUUGUAGAGAAUGUUCCGGAUCCUCUUGCAGGAGAACAGACAUGGCCAACAGAGGCAGAGAUGGCUGAGGCUGAUAAAAAUCAGAAACAAAGAAGGCCAAAAAAGAGGACUCUUCCUCGAGGUACUUCAGAGUACCAGGCUGCUUGGAUUGUGGAUGAUACUGAUGAGGAAGAUUCAGAUAGUUUCAGUGCUGAUGAUGGUAUGGUACUGGAUGAAACUGAAAGUUAUGGGCCAGGUGCAGAGGGCAUUGAUGACUCUGAACUUGAUGAUGAUCAAGCUACCUUAGAUCUCAGAAAUUCUGAUGAAGAGACUGAAAAUGAUUCUGUGAUGAUGGAAGGCGAAAACUUAACAAGAGAACAGAUAGAGGAUGAGAUUAAAAAAAUUAAAGAAGCACAUGCUGAAGAUGAGGAAUUUCCUGAUGAAGUGGAAACUCCAUUGGAUAUUCCUGCUAGAAAGCGUUUCGCCAAGUAUAGAGGUCUCAAGUCUUUUAGGACUUCUUCAUGGGACCCCAAAGAGUCUCUACCUCUAGAAUAUGGCAGAAUUUUUGCAUUUGAUAAUUUUGCAAAAACGCAAAAACACGUUUUUGCAAAGGCAUUAGAAAUGGACCAAGACAACAGGGAUGACUGCAUACGAGCAGGCCAGUACGCAAGACUUCACAUUAAGGAAUUACCUACUGCUGUUGCUUCCAAAUUAUGUGUACAUGCAAAUACGGUGCCUAUAAUUGCAUGUGGCCUCUUGCAGCAUGAGUCUAAGAUGUCUGUUCUUCAUUUUAGCAUUAAAAAGAAUGACUCGUAUGAUGCCCCUAUCAAAGCCAAAGAAGAAUUAGUAUUUCAUGUUGGUUUUCGGCAAUUUGUUGCAAGGCCAAUAUUUUCCACUGACAACAUUAAUUCAGACAAGCACAAGAUGGAGAGGUUCCUUCAUGCUGGCCGGUUCUCCAUGGCAUCAAUUUAUGCUCCAAUUUGUUUUCCUUCUCUUCCUUUGAUAGUCCUGAAGCAUUCAGAAGGAGGUGCUGCCCCCACUGUUGCUGCUGUUGGUUCCUUGAGAAGCAUUGAUCCUGACAGGAUAAUACUGAAGAAGAUUAUAUUAACUGGUUACCCCCAACGAGUGUCAAAAUUGAAGGCCUCAGUGCGAUAUAUGUUCCAUAACCCAGAGGAUGUAAGAUGGUUCAAGCCUGUAGAAGUGUGGACGAAAUGUGGUUGUCGUGGUCGCAUUAAGGAACCUGUUGGUACACAUGGAGUUACUCAAGCAUUAAUCUUUCUGCAUUCUAUUCAGGGGCGUUGAAGUGCGUCUUUAAUGGAGUUCUUCAACAGCACGAUACUGUUUGCAUGAGCCUGUACAAACGGGCAUAUCCCAAGUGGCCAGAACAUUGGUUCCCUAUUCUUGAUGUCUGAUCAGACAGCAGCUGGUCCUCCAUCUUUUAUUGAUUCUGAAAGACACAAGAUAACCUUGGUUAUUUGUGGGAAUGAAGCUUUGGUUCAGAUAGUCGAUUCCAGUUUCCUUUUUACUAGGAUGUUAGAAACAUUAGAGUUCUGUGGAUUAGUUGUACCUUCCCUAUUGUAGUUCUGCCAUUUUUUUCCCUUUCCCUUUUUCUCUUCAACACAGGAAAAUAUUUUUUACAAAGCAUGAAUUGUAAGAGUAGUAGACGGGAAGAAAAGUGAAAACAAGACUGGCUUUCUCGUUGAUUAAUUUAUGCUAUGGGUUCUGCAUCAGGCAAAGUAUAAGCAAUUCUUUAUUGAA